This is a messenger RNA of Durusdinium trenchii, 1948 nucleotides long. The record is from the annotation of a GenBank genome assembly. NCBI's taxonomy places the organism in Eukaryota, Dinophyceae, Suessiales, Symbiodiniaceae.
CUGGGCCCUAUGUACCUCCACUAGCGACACACCACCGGGCUUCGGGAAGGGCUUGGUCACUGGCUCGGGAGGACAGUGAACUCAAUCACCUUCGCAGAAAUCCGAUUUCGAUCCACGUGAUUGCCAUCGUGAUUGCCAUCGGCAUGGUCAAUUCCCGCAAACGCGGAAGCAUUGUCCCGAUCGAGUGGCGUGAGCAUGAGGCACCCUUGAGGAAUGGCAUCGCGCUCUGGGACUUCUCGGCAGCGCGCCACGGAACGCCGCGGCCACGGCCGGAGGAACCCUCCGCUGAAAAGGAGCAGCGGCGCGCUCAACUCAUGCAGGAGUUCCGCUCGCGCUAUGCCGAGAUCUGCCACCAGGUCUUGGGGCUUGCAAAGCCGCCGGCGGAUUCGAUUGAUCGCUGGCUUUUGGAGCAACUGGCCCAGAGAGGAGGUGGGCGCGAUCCGCUGGUGCCACGCCCACGGAUCGCGGAAUCGUCUCGGGUUCUUGAACGGGAGCUGUUGGCAGAGGUGCCCAUGCGAUGCCAUUCUCGGGUGACCGGAAGGCUGGCCUCGGAGCAACUGGCCAGGUAUGUGAAGAGUGCCAGGGAUUGGCUCCAGCGGCUACAGGAGCCAUCCCAGCUCAUCAGCGAAGAGGUUGAAGCUCUUGAUGCCUGGCUCAAGGAGCAUGGCGACGAGUGGAAAGUCGGUCGGAAGUCGUCGGCCGAUUGCCCAUUUCGGAGGAAGCUGGAUGAGCUGGUGGCCCAGGAGCACAUGGGCCUCUCCGUGCGUUUCCGCGUGGCGGCUCAAGACAUGGCGGUGGAGAUCUUGAAAAGGGUCUCCGAUGAGGCGGAGUCGAUGGUCGUGCAGCUUUGCGAGUUCAAGGCAUCAGAUGUGUAUCCGGUGCAUUUGGACAUGGAAGGUGCUGCGCCAAAGAUCAUCUUCCGUGAGGAGGAAAUGAAGAUUUCUGCGAUGCAUAUGCAGAAGCUCCACCAACUUUACGAGGUUCAUCAAGGGCCUGGUGAUUCCGAGGACUGGAAAGCUGCCUUCAGGCGCCGCUUGUAUUGCAUGCUGCGGCGAUAUGUGACCUUUAUUGGCCUGGAUCCGGCCGAAGAGGGCAGUCAAGGUGGCAACAUGCAUGCCGCUGCGCCCGAAUGCGUCUUCGCAUGGCUUCGCGAUGAGAUGGGCGUCUCCGCGGAGCUGUUUGCUUCUCCAUUGAACUGUUUCUUCGCAGAGUACUACUCCGCCUUCCCAGAUGUGGAUGCCUUCUUUGGGUCACAAGGUUCUUUCUUCGACCUGGAUGACUUGCCGGAGGGCUCCUACGAAGUGGGACCUCCCUACACCGAAGAGGUCAUGGAGCUCAUGGCGCGGAAGUUGCUGAAGCACCUGAGAAGCUCCGCGGAAAAGAAACAAGUCUUGAGUUUUGUGGUCUUUGUGCCUGAUUGGGGUGAUGAAUGCACUGCGUUGGGCCUCGUGAGCGGCGAAGACUUCCAACCAUUUCGACCAGAGCUGUGCAAAAAGCAAGCCUAUUUGCUGGCGAGGGGUCGUGAGCAUCACUACAUUUCAGGAGUGCAAUUCUUUCACGAUUCGGGCGCGGAUGCUUCUAGGCGCUAUUACGAUGUCCCACAUGGCACCCGGAUCUACGUGCUCCAAACGCCGAAGGCAGCUGAGCGCUGGCCCUUCGGACAGGCCAAAGCAGAAGCUCUCUUGGCCAAGCUGGGCCCCGUCGAGGAGAAAAAAGGAUCACAGCCAUGGCCCGCCAUUCGUUGGCAACGAAUCUGAGAGACAGCCAGUCACAUGUCAGCCAGUCGCAGCCAGUCGCAGAGUUCCAAGAUUUCUUGCAAACGAAUGUAACAAUGUUGGUGACAAGUGGGCAGAGAAACACGCAUUUUGAUCAGCCUGUCUCGCGAACAACCGACGCCAAAUGAGCUCUUACCGUUGCGUGAUGACAUGAAUCAGUCGUUACACUUCCA